Manis javanica (Malayan pangolin) is the source of this 5253-nucleotide messenger RNA. RefSeq names its product growth arrest specific 7 (gene GAS7). Gene Ontology annotation, cellular component: plasma membrane; cytoplasm; clathrin-coated vesicle. Gene Ontology annotation, biological process: clathrin coat assembly; clathrin-dependent endocytosis; neuron projection morphogenesis. Gene Ontology annotation, molecular function: protein binding. The record is from RefSeq and is a predicted model, not a curated record. Lineage: Eukaryota; Metazoa; Chordata; Mammalia; Pholidota; Manidae.
GUCUCCGCUUCCCUGCGCGGAGCGCGCGUUCCCCGCCUGGCCGGGGACCCCCGCGCAGCCCCGAGACGGCGCGCGCCCAGAGCGCAGGAGCCCGGAGUGCCGGGCGCCUGGGACCCCGCGGAGCCGCUGCCCAGCCCGCGGGGCUCGGCAGGGAUGCAGGCUGCGCUGUGAGCCCGGGCGCCAAGGCCAUGUCCGGCGUCCGCUGCCGGACCCUUUACCCCUUCUCCGGGGAGCGGCACGGCCAGGGGCUGCGCUUCGCCGCGGGUGAGCUGAUCACACUGCUGCAGGUCCCGGACGGCGGCUGGUGGGAGGGCGAGAAGGAGGACGGGCUCCGCGGCUGGUUCCCGGCGAGCUACGUGCAGUUGCUGGAGAAGCCUGGAAUGGUACCACCUCCGCCAGGAGAGGAAGGCCAGACUGUCAUCCUCCCACCUGGCUGGCAAAGCUACUUGUCUCCACAGGGCCGGCGUUACUAUGUCAACACGACCACCAAUGAGACCACCUGGGAGCGCCCCAGCAGUUCUCCUGGGAUACCAGCCAGCCCCCACCCUCACAGGAGCUCUCUGCCUCCAACAGUGAAUGGAUACCACACGUCAGGGACCCCGGCACACCCUCCCGAGACAGCCCACAUGAGUGUCCGAAAAUCCACUGGCGAUUCCCAGAACCUGGGAUCCUCGUCACCAGGCAAAAAGCAGAGCAAGGAAAAUACCAUAACGAUAAACUGCGUGACGUUCCCUCACCCAGACACGAUGCCGGAACAGCAGCUGCUGAAACCUACCGAGUGGAGCUAUUGUGACUAUUUUUGGGCUGAUAAGAAAGACCCCCAAGGCAAUGGGACCGUAGCUGGGUUUGAACUGCUCCUUCAGAAGCAACUUAAAGGCAAACAAAUGCAGAAGGAAAUGUCAGAAUUCAUCCGGGAAAGGAUAAAGAUUGAAGAAGAAUAUGCGAAGAACUUAGCUAAGCUCUCUCAGAACUCAUUGGCUGCCCAGGAGGAGGGCUCCCUCGGAGAAGCAUGGGCCCAGGUGAAGAAGAGCCUUGCAGAUGAGUCAGAAGUCCACCUCAAGUUCUCUGCCAAGCUUCACAGUGAGGUGGAGAAGCCCCUGAUGAACUUCCGUGAGAAUUUCAAGAAAGACAUGAAAAAGUGUGACCACCACAUCGCUGACCUCCGCAAGCAGCUGGCCAGCCGCUAUGCUGCAGUGGAGAAGGCCCGGAAAGCCCUCACGGAGCGGCAGAGAGACCUGGAGAUGAAGACCCAGCAGUUGGAGAUCAAGCUGAGCAACAAGACGGAGGAGGACAUCAAGAAGGCCCGGAGGAAGUCCACGCAGGCUGGAGAUGAUCUCAUGCGCUGUGUGGACCUCUACAACCAGGCCCAGUCCAAGUGGUUUGAAGAGAUGGUGACCACGACAUUGGAGCUGGAGCGGCUAGAGGUGGAGAGGGUGGAGAUGAUCCGGCAACAUCUGUGCCAGUACACACAGCUGCGGCACGAGACAGACAUGUUCAACCAAAGUACAGUCGAACCUGUGGACCAACUGCUUCGGAAAGUGGACCCAGCCAAAGACAGGGAGCUGUGGGUCAGAGAGCACAAGACAGGCAACAUCCGCCCUGUGGACAUGGAGAUCUAGCUGGGCACAUGUGCCCGGGGGUCCUGCCGAGGACGGGCUGGGGGUCCCAGAGAGAGGAAGGGGCGGCUCCCGCUGUGAUGCCGAGUGGAGCUGUCCUCACACCCAUUCUCCUGGUCCACUGAGCUGGUGAUUCCAGAAGGGCGGCCUGCACGGCCCUCUGGGAGCUCCCCAGUGUUCCCGACUAGGAAGACAGGUCCACAGCCCUGCCCAUGUCUCUGAGGCUGAGGCCCCCAACUCCUGCGCUGUACUUGCCAUAAUGAGAACAGACUGACGCUCGAACUUUGUGGUCCCUGCCGAGCACCACAGGGGUCAUCUGCCCCCUGGAGCCAGCCGUGUCACACUUGUGCCCCUGGAAGCCCAUAGCCCUUCCUUCAGCUGCCCCCUUGUCUCCAGGGCUUCAAGGGUCAGGGGAAGGAGGUUUCUGUCUGCCAGCCAAUGUCAGGAUGAGAGUCGUGGAGAAAAGGCAGCCUUCUGUUCAACAGCCUGCACCCAGAAUCCUUUGCAGCCCUCCCUCUUUCUUCUUCCCAUUGCAUUCUGGGCUCCUGCGUCCUGGCCCUUCUCUGCUACUUUGCAUCAUCGGGUAUCUUGGGAGGAAGGCCUGUCUUCCCAGACUGACCCUGCCUGGGGAGGUCAGGAUGGAACUACCUCAUUCAGCAAAUUAGCCCCAAGUUGGAGCAUUGAAUUGUGUUACCUAUUCGACCAGGCAUCCUCUGUAACAUCUCCUCUCUGGAAACCCCCGGUCUACCCAACUCUCUGCUGCUUCCUCCCACCUCUGCCCCCUACCAGGCUCUUAGUGGGGCUAGGGGCUGCGUCAGUCCCUUGUGGGAGACAGGUUGGGGCAAGUCUUUGUCAUUCCCCUAAAUGGCUCCACCUGCUGUUGUGUGCGUGGGGUGGAGGGCGGUUGAGACCGCUCUGUAUGGCGCUGUCUCACCGGCAGGCACUGUACAGGCAGUGUCACACUGCCUUGGCAACUCCGGCACGUUCCAGAGUCCUGCAUGGAGCCUGCUUGGUGCUGAUGCCACCUUCCCCUUUGCCCUCCUCGCCGUUCCUGGGAAGGCCUGGCCUGAGUGUGACUUGGGAAGCAUUUAGCCCUACCCCUGGGUCCUCACUCAUCACUUUGUCCUUUUAUACAACCAGAGCAGACACAUUCUCCACCGUUGUUAAAUCUUGAGAAUCAGCUUAAGGGGACUGAAGAAGAAAAAGGCCCUGAAGGAGUUCAUACAGCUCGUAAGGGGCAGAUUCUAGCUGGAACCCACACCCCGAGAACCCAUUUUCUUAGUUAAUCUUUCCCAUUGAUUACUUUGGGUUUAUGGGACCUACACAUCUCCCACAAGGUCAUAAUUCUAAGAGCGCAGCCACUGGUCUUUCUCUCACUCUGGGAACUGAUUAUUCAUCUUGAAUCUCUUGACCUUUCACUGAGUCAGAAUGGCUGUCAUAGUUUAUAGUAGAAAAAUACUGAAUAUUCUAAAGCAAACUGAACAUUGUCACUUUUCUUACUGAAACACCCACCCAAAAAGGUCAGCGUGAAGGCUGUUGGGAUGGAUCUGUUCCUGGCCUGGAGAACCAAUCCUUCUGGAACUAGGGUUAGGCCGUGACACCAGCUACUGAUUUUAGGGUAUUACUUCUUGGCUUUGUGGUAAAACUGGGCACUAGUAGUAGUUGCUUUGGGGCUUUAGUAAACUAACUUGUGGAUGAUUUUCAGACAUUGAGAGCCAACAGCCUUGUUACCAACACAGAUACUCUGAGUGUGGUGUGGCUCAUGGAGUCUGUUCCCUUACCUCCACCAGAGGAUUCCAGUCGCCUGCUUCUCCCUGGGACAGAGGGAGCUCUCUUGUCUCUUCCAGAGUAGCCCAAGUUGGACCAGUGUGAACAAGUCUAUUUUCUGAAGUCAUUCUUGCCCCCCCUGAGACCUUCACCUCAGUCUCAUUCACCUCUUCACCUGCUUUUUUUCUCUUCGUUUAUUCAUUCAUCAAGCAUUUAGCUAAGGCCGAGCGAUGCGCUAAAAUCUGGGAACAAGAUGAGGCCCUGUUGUCAGGGAAGCCCAUGGUCUCUUACUUUGUUUCUGUCAGGGGUCUUGCAGGUCGGUAACCUUGGCAUUCACCUACAGGUACUCUGCAGGAUUUAUGUUUUCAGAGAUACUGUGUGUCAUGCUGAUGUGCAUUCAAUCAUUCACUCAUUCGUUUGCUUAUUCAGCAGAUACGUGGGAUAAGCCAGGCAUAUGUAGCUGCAUAUGAGACAGGCAAUCUCCCGGGGCCCCACUAUUCUCCAUGUAGACGGGGAUGUUUAGACUUUCCUGGAGAGCGAGGAUAUCGCACCCCUUGCACAUGUCACCCGCUGGGAGCCUGUAAUGACAAUUUAAAUGGCCUUGUCGCAUUUACCCACUGGGUGGAAGGUAAGACAGCAAGAGUUUAAUCACCCAGUCACUAAACCCUCACAGCCUGCAUCCGACUCUAAAUAACUCUCCUUGCUUUAUAAAGAGGAAGAGUGAAGCCCAAGGGUGGCCAGUGAGUACUGUGGAAUGAACACCCUGAAUGGGGUGCAGGGCUGGAGUGGAGAGUCCAGGCCUCCUGUUCUUAUUCAUGGCUCCCCUUCUGGGUGAAAUCAAGAUAAAGAUGAAUAUCUAAAAGUGUACUUCAGAUCUGCCCUCCACCCAGGUUGUUGUUUUUUUUCUUUAGAUUUUGGUGUUUGUAAGAGAAUUUGGCUGGAUUUACUCAGAGUGAGGCUAGGUGAUUCUUGAGCACAUGCAAGUGGCUGUUUCUGAAAACAGGUGAGCCCUUUCCACCAGCUGCCUCUACCUGGAAGACAUGGAUGCACUUAAUUUUGUCUGUGAAAACCUGAUUUUUUUGAAAUAUUAGCUGUAAGAUGAAUAGUGUUCAUAGUGGGUUGGUAGCUAUGACAACCUUCAGGGAAAGCCUCUUAUUCCGCUCCAUUUUUUUCAAUUGCUUUUCAUCAGCGUUGCAAAGCACUGGCCAUCUGAGCUGUAGGGACAGCUGUGCUGAGGGUCUGCUGUGGCCACCUUGGGCCUCCUGACUAUGUCCACCCAGUGCCUGUUGGCUGGGGGAGGAUUUCUGCCAGGGGAGGCACUUCUCAUCAGGGCUGGUUAAUGAGUGAAGCCAACAGAAAGAGUGCCUACAUUCAUGAACCAGGGGUUUGUUUCUAUUCCCUUUGUGAAAACCAAUCAAUUAUUAGAUUAGUGGAUGGGUGCAUAAAAUUCUUGGCUGAGCCCAAGUUCCUUCUUGGAAAAGCCAUAAAAUUCAAAGGAUGUCAAAGACCUUGGCUUAUUUAAGUGCUUUUACUUCCAGCUGUGAGUGGCCUUGAGAAGGAGAGUUUAAACAGGAUUCUGCAAACCUGCUGGCUUUAUGUAGGUAUGGAAAGCUCUUCAGGAAUGUUAAGUGGGGCACCUUUCACAGCCUGCUUACUUACACACCAUCCAAUUCCCAUAAUCCUUCCCACCCCUACAAGCUGAUUGCCUCCCCCCCACCCCAGGUUUAUUGAAGUAUUUGACAUAUAGUACUGGGGGUUAUGGACAAACAGUAAAAUUUACCCUUUCAAGUGUAUGGCUCAGUGAAUUUUGAUGAGCAUGUAACCACCAAAGUCAACAUAAUAUUUCCAUCUCUCCAGAACAUUCCCUCAG